AUGCCUAGGGAAAGUACAUUUCGACUAUCACGAAACCAUUCCUGUGUAUUGCUUGUUCUACUUCUCACCAACGUGGUAUUUGUUAUGGUUAUAUACACCCGAUACGACGCCGGUCAUCGAGCGGCAGUCGAGCGAUCAAGAGCCAUAUUCAGUGGACACACUGCCGGUUUCGCAGCUGGUGACCCCGACAUCGUGAACGCCAUAUUGGAUGUGCGCGAAAGGUUAGGCGAAAUAAAGAACCUCACGCGGAAACAAUCAGAGCACUUUGAUAAAAUGGUAAACGCAUUGCAAGGAAAACAGCAGAGAAGAGAAAGUAGUUUAUUGAAUGAACUGCCCAGGGAGAAUGGGAGUACCAGAUAUUCGCUACCGGUUUUACAGACAACUGGCACAAACGUCCUCGUUUCUGCUAGCAUGAGGACUGGUUCGAGUUUCGUUGGUGAACUUCUGAACCAAAACCCCGAUUCUCUGUACAUAUUCGAACCUCUGAAGUCUCUAAAACUUAAAGACAGCGAUCCGUAUCUCCCCCUGUUCGGGGCUGACAUGUUGGCGGCGUUUUACAGAUGCAAUUUUUCCGCUCCUAGUUUGAAAAGAUUUUUGGACGAUUUCAAUAGUGAGUCGGUGAUGACGAAACGGAAUCAUGUACGAGAAUGGGUAGGCUGGAGGUAUUGUUCGGGUUGGAACACCGCCGAUAAAACAUACGAAAACUGUAAACCGUUCACCCCGGCGAUAGCGUCAGAGUCAUGCACGAAGCAUACAAUUAAAGCAGCGAAAAUAAUCCGUAUAAAUGAUUUGAGCAAUCUUAUACAUUUAAUGAAAGAUCCGGAAAUUGACCUGAAAGUGAUCAACGUAAUCCGAGAUCCUCGUGGAAAGAUUUCAUCCGUAUUGCCCAUACAUCUUAAUGGUUACCGCACAAUAAGCAGAAUGGAAUCCAACAAAAUAUUCACCGUCGAACACCUUAAUGCGCACCCUGAACUCUCGGAGAUAUUGCAACGUUAUUGCACUGAAACACUUCGUAACAUCUUACUAGCUCGGCACGCCUCAUGGUUUCCCAAGCGCAACUAUCAAGUUAUUCGCUACGAAGACGCAGCGUACGAGCCGAAAAAAACAGCCGAGAUUAUUUACAAAUUUCUUGGUCUGAACUUUCACGGCGACGUAUUGAAGUGGGUGGACGAGAACACCCGACAGGAAAAUAUACAGGACCCCAAUUUUGUGUACAGCACUAGGAGGGAUUCGCGAAUGACAGCGGAGAACUGGAGGCGCAAAUUAACCCUUGAGUUGGCAAAAAGUAUAGAAAACACGGGCGAAUGCGGCAAACUGAUGGACACUCUCGGAUAUGCGCUUCUUGAAGCAAUUAUGAUGAUCAAAGAUGACCCAAAUGUUUCUUGUCUCAGUUGGAUAACGCUUGAACGAAUGAGAAUAUUCGGAAUGCGGUUAAACGGCGAUCUAAUUAGAAGAGCCUUAGUUUUAUCAUCAUUAAACUAUACUUUAUUACAUGACAUUCAUGAUUUAAUGUCACAAGCUGUACUUUCAAUUAUGCUAACUGAAGACGGUGUAUCAGAGUAUGAGAAGGCGAGGUAG
This is a messenger RNA of Saccoglossus kowalevskii, 1578 nucleotides long. Its product is annotated as carbohydrate sulfotransferase 1-like. Lineage: Eukaryota; Metazoa; Hemichordata; Enteropneusta; Harrimaniidae. The record is from RefSeq and is a predicted model, not a curated record.